This is a messenger RNA of Rhagoletis zephyria (snowberry fruit fly), 972 nucleotides long. RefSeq lists its product as uncharacterized. NCBI's taxonomy places the organism in Eukaryota, Metazoa, Arthropoda, Insecta, Diptera, Tephritidae. The record is from RefSeq and is a predicted model, not a curated record.
AUGAAAAUUAGCAAGGGAAUAACAAGGGAUGCGAGUAAUCCACUUGAAUUAGACGAGGCUAUGUUUAUAAAAAAUUAUAGACUUAACAAAGCUUCUUUCACAUAUGUGCUCGGUGAAUUAGAGGAGGGAAGCGCAAUUAAUCAAAUCACACGCCUGGCAUCUGUGCUACGCUUUCUUUCGGAAGGCAGCUAUCAACACGGUGUUAGAAAAGAUUUUGAUGCACCAAUGGCUCAAUCAACGUUUUCCGGUAUUUUAAAAUCCACACUAGCAGUCCUGCAAGCACGUUUAUAUCCUCAUUGGGUAAAUCUGAAUAUGACAGACGCAGAAACACAAAAAGCCAGUUUGCAUGGAACGCAUAUAAAAAUCGUUUCACCGAAGGAGGACAAAUUUCUUUUUUAUAAUCGGAAAGGUAUAUUCAGCAUCCAAUGCCAUGAUUAUUUGUGACAAUGAAAUGCGAAUCAGGUACGUCAAUGCACAAUACCCAGGAUGUAAUCACGAUUCUCACAUAUGGAAUGUGAGUAGUGCAAGGUCCUUUUGUGAGAGGAAAUAUUUAGAAGGCGAGAGGAAUUGCUUAUUAUUAGGUGACGCCGGCUACAAUGCAUCCAUGGUUAAUGGCUCCGUUUCGUUCACCACAAUUAGGUAGCCCAGAAAGUGUAUACAACAAAGUACACUCAAAAGCAAGGAAUAUAGUAGAAAGAACUAUUGGAGUUUUGAAAAAUCGUUUCUGAUGUAUUUUAGGAGCUCGCGAACUCCACUACGAACCCUCAAUAGUAAGCGAAAUCGUGAACUUGGCAGCGGCUUUACACAACAUUUGCUUGCACUACCGCGUUAUAAAUGAUGUAUCAGAACAUGUUCCAGAACCAUUGUCCCUCAGCGAAGCCCCUGAAACAGCAGCCACUAGCACUAAUGAAGCCGCAUCACAGAUUAGGCAAUCCAUUUUGAUGACACUUUUAUAAUAAAUACUGAUAUUCA